This is a messenger RNA of Ilex paraguariensis (yerba mate), 1247 nucleotides long. The record is from the annotation of a GenBank genome assembly. Lineage: Eukaryota; Viridiplantae; Streptophyta; Magnoliopsida; Aquifoliales; Aquifoliaceae.
GAGCUGUCACCUUUUUCAAGUUCAAGUUCAAGUUCCAAUCAACCAGUUACAUGAUUAUGAAAGCUUACCACAGCACAUUUGUUAAGUACAUCAUUUUAGAUGCAGUCUUGUGGAUUUUAAUAUUUUUAAAGUUUUUCUAUUUCUAUCUGACAUGUCCACACUUGGAUUGUGUAAAACUUAUGGUCAGCUUCUCAUUAAAUGUACGAAUAUCUCAAUCAUCUCCAUGGAAAAGAAUAACUCAGCUCUAAUAUAUUAAAUUUCAUAUAAUUUGUCAAGCAGUAGUAUGCUUCAGCAGUAGUUAUGGUUUGCUUCGGGGUAUAUGAUUAUGGAUGGACUUCUUUUUUCUUUUCUUUUUUCGUUUUUUUAAGUUCACCAGAUAUUGUGGUUAAGUGUUGACUCUAAUGCCUCUAAUUUGCCUAGUAUGUGGACCUGUUGAAGGCCACUCCUCAACAUAGAACUAACUAAUAAAUGAUAUUGAGUGACAUCUAGUGAACUGCUCAGCCAUUAUUUUUUGUGAAAUAUUGCCAACUUUUAUGUCAAAGGAAAUUGAUUUUUUUCUAACCACAAGUAGAGUUUUUAGAAGUUCGUUAGGCUUAAUUGUGAAUUUGAUGUAAUUGCCUGUACCUAGGUCUGACGGAAGAGAGAUGAUCGUGGAUAACAAAUUUCUCAAAGCUCACAAUCCCCUCCUGUUGAUCAAUUAUUAUGAGCAGCAUCUUCGGAGACUGUCAUGCAGGCUAACCAAUGCAAACUUUCUUAGGAUGGGUGGUGAAGGAGGUUGCUAUGUAUGGACCUAUCUCAUUUACAGAGAAGUAUCAGAUUGCCUUAGCACUGUCAUCUACACUAAACAGGCACUUUCUGUUGCAAUUUUUUCUCAACUCGUGUGGCUUCUGUUCUUGCAACCACAUAUGGGGAGCAGAGGGCCAUCACCUCUGGUUCCUUCUCUAAUGUUGGGGGCUCUUAGUCUGGUUAUCUUUGGCGGUACCAGACAGUACUUAGUGGAAUGGGUGCUGCCGCUGAUGUUUCAGUCAGGAUUGGAAGAAGCUACUGGCGUGGCUUCUUUCAUGACGUUGCUUCUUCCCAUCUCAAUGCUACUGAUGAUUCACUUGCUCACCAAAUUCUUCCCUGGGCGAAACGUUUCUUCUGCUGUAAAUCAGCAAAGCAGUAGCUCUGCUUAUGAUGCUGAGGGGUUUGGGCUAGGAUCUUUGCUUCUAGUUGUGCUUUUCUUUGUCCUGUACAAUCUUUGGUGA